AUGUUCAACCCAUUCGUUCGCCGCGCGAAGACCGCGCCUUCCAGCUAUCCUCGCGUCGUCUUCCACGCCAUUCGCACCGCACAGCUUUUAUCCAGUCUGGUCGAAGGUCGCAUGAGAGUCGACACUCUGAAUGGAUACUCACAGCUUGAACAGCUUACAUCGGCCUCCCUGUUUUCCAUCGCGGCUCUCGCUUUCACCAUCCUUCUUCACUGCUUCUCGGGGCUCAAUCCACGUCUCAAUCUGGCCAUAAACGCUUUCCUCUUGAUACUUUGGACACUCUCUUGGUGUCUUCUGACGUGGUACAUGAGUGGGACCCUCUCGAACAUGUGCGACAUUGAUCACUGGAACGAAGACAUCGGAAUCAUGGUUUGCCGCAUAUACAAGACUUUGUUCACGUUUACUUUAACUGGCUUCUGCAUUCACCCUCGAUAUCCUGACGAUAAGAGACCAGUUGCGACCCGCGGUCCUUUCACUGAUGACGGCCACCAAGGAUCUUUGCCUCGUGAAAGUGAGGCCUGGGAAGCGCCGCGCCCAAGCCUAGGACCAUACAGCGAGCGUGGACAUGGCGAAUACACCGUCCCAGAUCAACAAUUUGAAUAUGACACUGGCUACCAUGGACAUGGCGGAAGAUAG
Molecule: messenger RNA, 633 nt
Organism: Pseudocercospora fijiensis CIRAD86
Lineage: Eukaryota; Fungi; Ascomycota; Dothideomycetes; Mycosphaerellales; Mycosphaerellaceae
Exons: 5
Coding region: 1-633 (210 amino acids)
Source: RefSeq, a predicted model, not a curated record